CGUGUGUAUUAUAAUGUGAUUGUAUCCCCGUGAUUUUCAUAAGAGAAAUAUCAAUAAAUAUUAAGUCGAAGUUGUAGAGGGAAUACCCGUUGACACAUAUGCACGCGCAGGUAGUUUAGUGUGAGACAUUCGUUAUCUCUUACCCGUUAUCGUUCACAAGCAUUUAUCGAUAACGUACGUUGUAAUGGAACAGACACGUCUUUAUUCGUGAAGAUUAAAAGUAUAAAUCUCUGAAAGUAAGGCUAAAAUCUAAUUAAUACAUAUCAGUACUGAUCAGUACCAGACGCUGGUGACGAUACUGUGUAGGAAAUAUAUAUUUUUGAAUCCAAAUUUAUCAUAGGACAACACCCAGGCCAACGAAGUCUUUGUUUCACGUUCAAGUUGUAUCAAUCGUAAUUUUUAAGCAUUCGAACAGCAUCUCACAUUGUAGAUAAACAUAAUAAUCUUAUAAAGAUUAGAUAAACUUGAGUUUACCUAAAUUGUUCUUAGCCUGUAAAAUUUAUCUAUUGUUUUCAAGAAAUAACGGCUUUACAUUCAAUAUGGAAACACACGCGCGUCCUCCAGCUCCUUUAAGAAAAGAUGGUGACAUGGCUAGUAACUGGCAAAACUGGAAAGAAGAGUUUCUUAUAUUUAUGAAAGUAACUAACUAUAUGGAACGAGAAUCCACUGAUAAGCGUGCGUGUCGUUUAAAAAAUCUAAUUGGAACAAUUGGUAUUGAAGCAAUACGAAAUAUAACUUUUGAUAAUGAGCAAGAUAAAGAUGAUAUGGACAUAUUGAUUGAAAAAAUCGACAAAUACUUUAUUCCAACAAAAAAAGAAGUGGUCGAACGACAUCAGUUUUUUACAACAUCAAAAAAACAAAAUGAGUCUAUCGAACAUCAUGUAACUUUGUUGAAAGAAAAAGCUAAAAAUUGCAAUUUUAAAGACUUGACAGAUAGUAUUAUACGAGACAAAAUCAUUUUUGACACUUAUGAUAAAAUACUACGUCAAAAAUUUUUGGAAGCAGACGAUUUAAAUUUGCCAAAGUUAAUAGCGAUUUACAAUGAUUACACUAAUACUGAAAGAAGAAAACAAUUUACGCAAUUUUCUUGUUGGAGAUGUGGUACUAAGCAUCCACAAAAUCAAUGUCCUGCUUGGGGAUUAAAAUGCAAAGACUGUAAUGAAUUACAUCAUUACACUGGACGUUGCCCAGAUCCUAAAAGAAAUAAAAAAAACAAUGAUAAGGUGAAUAAAAAUGUAUUUGAUGAAACACAAAAAUUUACUCCAAAGAAUAAUGAGAAAUGGAAUAUUCAACCAAAUUCUACAAUAAAAAAGAAUUCAAUCACUUUUCCUAACGUUCCAACAACUUGUGAUAGUGAUAACGAAAAUGCAUCUGUCAACAAAGAUUCUACUUUUAAUUUUCCAAAAAAUAAACAUGAUUUACAAUUCUGGAAUGAUAAUACCAUGAAUCACUCAGCAAGUUUGCCUGAAAAACCAGAAGAGAGUUGUUCAUAUAAAAAGUUCCUAGUCAAGCCAGACAUAACACGUACUACAAAUUUCAAAUUACAAAACGAUACCAUGAAUCACUCAUCUAAUUUGCUUAAGAAAACAGAAGAAAGUUGUUCAUAUAAAAAGUUACCAAUCAAGCCAGACGAAACACACACUACAAAUUUAAAAUUACAAAACAAUACCAUGAAUCACUCAUCAAAUCUGCCUAAGAAAGCAGAGGAUAAGCAUUUGUAUAAAAAGUAUACAAUCAAAUCAGACGAAAUACGUGAUACGUCACAUUUAAGAUUACAGAAUCACCCAGCACAUUUGCCUAAAAAAACAGAGGACAGUCAUUCAUUCAAGAAUUUUGCAGUCAAGCCAGAAACACAUGCAAAUUUGAAAUCAUGGAAUGAUAAUAUUACAGGUCACUCAGUAAAUUUAUCUAAGAGCACACUCAUGCCAGACGGGACACAAAACACAAGUUCAAAAUCAUGGAAUGAUAAUAACACAACUCACUCGGCACAUUUGUCUAACACACAGCAUGGUCGUUUGCAGUUUGCUCAGCAUACGGUCACGUCGGAUGGAUGGACAAUUUUAUCCAAAAAUGAAAUCAUUCAAAAGAAAAAAGCAGAUAAAGAUUGUGUAGUGUCUUAAAAUUUUCAUUUAUAUGUAUAUCGUUGAUAUAUCGUACAUAUAAAUAUAUAUCAACAAAGUUUUAA
Monomorium pharaonis (pharaoh ant) is the source of this 2185-nucleotide messenger RNA. RefSeq lists its product as uncharacterized. The transcript has 13 exons. Lineage: Eukaryota; Metazoa; Arthropoda; Insecta; Hymenoptera; Formicidae. The record is from RefSeq and is a predicted model, not a curated record. The coding region runs from base 540 to 2120 and encodes 526 amino acids.